ACGAAGCGCCAGUGGAAAGAGGGAGGUCACACUCUCGCUUCGAGUCGCUCCUCUUUGGCGGACGCCUUGCUGUGGAUGACAACCGUCCAGCUCGUCGCAAAAUCAGCGGUGCUGCUCGGCUGGCCGGGGCUUUAACGCAGCGGCGGGGGGAGCGAAGCUAAGCGAGCCGAACCGAACCGGGGAGGGGAAGGAUUUACUGACACAGCCCGAGCAUGGCGACCCAAACCACCGCAUCCUGCACUGGAUCUACUCUGCUACAGCCAAUCAGCGACAUCAUAAACCUCCCACUCGACCAGGUGAACUUCGUGGCGUGUCAGCUGUUCGCUCUGCUCAUGGCUGUGUGGUUCCGGAUCUACCUCCAUCCCAGUAAAACCAGUCCCUUCAUCAGACACGUGGUGGCCACCCUCCUGGGCCUGUACUUGGCUCUGUUCUGCUUCGGCUGGUAUUCGGUCCAUUUCUUGGUGCAGAGCGGCCUCUCCUACGGGGUGAUGAUCUUUGCCAGCCUGGAGCACAUGCACAAGUACUGCUUCAUCGUCACCCUCGGUUACCUGAUCCUCUGUCAGAUCACAAGAGUCUACGUGUUCGACUACGGCAUGUACUCUGCAGAUUUCACUGGGCCCAUGAUGGUUAUAACCCAGAAGAUCACCAGCAUGGCGUUUGAAAUCCAUGACGGUUUGUCGAAGCGCAGGGAAGGACAGCUGACUCCCAGUCAGAAAUACCUAGCUAUCAGCCGGAUGCCCAGCUUGCUGGAGUACCUGAGCUACAACUGCAACUUCAUGGGCAUCCUGGCGGGACCCACCUGCUCCUACAACGACUAUAUGGCCUUCAUGGAGGGGACGUCGUACCAGCGCCGGCACCAGGAGAACGCCAACGGCAAAGAGAACGGGAAGGCCAAGCAGGCUGAGCCUUCACCAAAGCGCGCCGUGGUGUCCAAGCUGUGCACCUGCGCCAUCUCUUUGACCACCUACCUGUCGCUGUACCGGCUGCUCCCGGUCGACUACGCCAUAGACGAGCACUUCGUCAACACCACACCGUUCUACCUGCAGGUCGUCUACCUUUACCUGGCCAUGCUGGCUCUCAGGCCGAAAUACUACUUUGUGUGGACUCUAGCCGAUGCCAUCAACAACGCAGCCGGGUUUGGCUUCAAUGGCUACGACGCAGACGGCUCGCCGCGCUGGGAUCUGAUUUCCAACCUCAGGAUUCUGGAUAUCGAGUUUGCCACAAGUUUCAAGCUCUUUCUAGACAACUGGAACAUGCAGACAGCUCAGUGGCUCAAAAGAGUUUGCUACGAGCGUUGCCCCGUCAACCCGACAGCCGCCACCUUCCUGCUGUCGGCCAUGUGGCACGGCGUCUACCCCGGCUACUACCUGACCUUCGUCACCGGCAUCGGGAUGACCAUGGCCGCCCGCGCCCUAAAACUUCACGGAAACUGA
Molecule: messenger RNA, 1433 nt
Organism: Xiphophorus hellerii (green swordtail)
Lineage: Eukaryota; Metazoa; Chordata; Actinopteri; Cyprinodontiformes; Poeciliidae
Product: membrane-bound O-acyltransferase domain-containing protein 2-like
Exons: 12
Coding region: 213-1433 (406 amino acids)
Biological process (GO): lipid modification
Cellular component (GO): membrane
Molecular function (GO): acyltransferase activity
Source: RefSeq, a predicted model, not a curated record